AGUGACGAAAAAUCACCCCACGCGAAGGAGGCUUCUGAUUGGUUGAAAGCAAUGGUGUUAUUAGUCUAGUUUAAGCCAAAACAUGGCUGACCAACUGAGAUGGUCGGUUGGAAAUGAUAAUUUCUCAACAUUGGAUAAUGAUUUUCUGUCAUCAAAUAAUUAUGAAAAUCUUACAUUCGACGGUAAUGUAUUAUUUUUAAAUAGGGGUUUAAAUAGCUGUGUUCCAGCUGUUUGAAUUAUGUGACUACUACAGCUGCACAGAUUAUUCUUAAGUUAGGAGUGGGCGACUUAGGCUUAGCUGAAUAACUGAAUAGAUAGUGAAAUUGAAAUACUGAGUGAAUAGCAUAGAUGACUGAUAAGAAUCUAAAUUAGGCUUUUUUUUUCCUUUUUAAAUACUACCCUAAUUUUUAUAGUACAGUUAAUAAUAGUAAGAACUUUAGGCCUAAAGUAAAAUCAUGAAGAUUGGUUGUACAAGACUGGGGUUACGAAACUUCCCACAGUCCUACAGAAACUCUCAAACUGACUGAGACUGAGUUGACUGUAGACUUGUAACUGAAAACUGUAGACUAGACUAAAACAGUAAACUGUUACUACUACUACUCCUACUACUAACUAUAAGUUAGGUAUUAUUUUGCCAUUUUUUGAUAAUUAGGAGAGAUAGCACCCUGAUGUCAUUGUUUGUAAAGUAAAGUAAAUUCCAUGUCUGGUCUGAUUUAUGUUUGCAUAAAAGUAGGCAUAAGCCCCCCAUCCACUCAAAAUAAUAUGUGAACCUGGUAGAAUAUAUCUUUCUAUCCACUCCUGUUAAUUUAUCAUAUCAGUGUGGCACCUCAACAGGAAAACACUCAGUAACACUGCACACCCUCUCUAUUCAGUACCAGCGAAAAGCCAUUUACCCUCUUCUUCUACUUCUUCUAUAUUUUGGGGGCCCAUGAUCAAUGGAUCUCUGAUCUCUCCCCUGUCCAUGGUGAUAUUUCCGGUAAAAUAGCACUCGGACCCGAAAAACACUUUCUUAGGCGGCAUAGCCAUCGCUUAAGUUUAAGUGGUAGAAUACAAUAAAUUCUAUAAGGGUCCAUUGAUAAAUGAUAAUAUUAAAUGAUCGAGGGAUGGUGUCAAAUAUUUCCAAAAUAUUGUGUCCCUAGGCUAAUCUUGAAAUUCAAGCAAAAUUUUUACUAAGGCUAAGGCUACACUACAUGACUAUUUUAAUGUACUAAUUAUAAAACAAGAGCCACUAUAGUACCAGUAGGGAAAAAAAAAUUAGACAGUUUAUUUAUGCCUAAUUAGUUAGUUGACAGUAUUUCUGUAAAAAUUUGUAGACCAAAUUAUAAUUAUAUUAAUAUUCUUCACUAAUAAUUUGACUUGUCAGAAUGAUUUUUGUUUUCAGAUUUAGAUAUAAUUCAGUACAUUAAUGGUGAUAUCCCAACUGAUGGUGACAUCUUUAAUAACCAAAACUAUGACAUUGGCAUAGAGCAAUCACUGGGUUUGGAGACAGAUCUGGGCUUGGAUCAGCCACUUGGAAAUGAUCCCAACUUUGGUGAUGCAGAAUUUAAAGUGGAUGAAGUUGGACUUCAACACCAGAUAUCCUUAGCUGAUUCUAAGGUGGAAAUUAAACAGGAGCCAAGUUCAAUACCAUGCCAGUUUGAGCUCCCAGUUACUGGCACUCAAAGUGAACUCACCAGUCUACUUAAACAGGAUUUGAAACCCUCUGUACCUCAGGGGUCUAAAUCAGUAACAACACAUUUGAAUAUUUUGAAUAGUGGACAGCUCUCUCAAUCAGCUGCAUUGAAAACACUUUUAGAACUACAUGAUGCUGCUCAAGCAAAACAGAUGCAAGAGGUAACUGUAGUUGGCUCUUCCAAACUCUUAAAAUUUAAUUUCCACUAGGUCCUAUUUUUAAUAAAAACUAUCGGUUUCAUCAUAAGUUCUCAAAUGAUCUUCCCGUAGCUGUUUACACAUUCAAACUAUUUAUUUCCUAAAUGAUUUCACUGACAUACAAUUCAUACUUAAAUGUUUGUUGUAAGAUUUUCUUCAAAUUUUAUACAUCACACUGAGUAAGAGCAAUUUUGUUCAGAUGGUUAACCAAAAUUUGCCAUUUAAAAGCAGAGAAUUUCAAAUGAUCCAAUUAAUAAUGCAGGGCAAAGAUAUUUUGUCUGUUUAUAAUAGACUCUGACCUUUUCAAUGAUAAUCCAAUGAGAUAAUUCAAGUGUUUUUUAAACACUGGCAAAAGAUGCCACAAAUACUAGAUUAUCAAACUAUUCAUAACUCAUUUAACAUUAAAACAUAUAUUUUAAUUAUAAAUUAAAAGUUUACAAAAUUCUUCUAUUUCCAGUUUAUUCAGUUAUUCAUUAUUAGGACACAAGAAACGACACGGGCAUUUAUUUAGGCAGCUCUAACUUAACUUUUAUUAAUCCCUCAGAAAGUUAGCUCCAACUUUGGUGUUUUUUUUAACUCAAGGUUUAACUAUUCACAAAGAAUUUGGGUCUUUAUUUUGCUGACAAAUCCCUUUCACCUGGCUAUAUACCCAUAACUGGGGGAUAUUAAAAAAAGUGUUAAAGAAUGUUUUUAAAAAAAGCUACUUCUUUUGCCGUGUAACUUAUCUCAGCAAUCCAAAAACUCUACACACAUAGACUAGACUUAAUAUUGCCCAUUGGCAUUAUUUGAAAAAUUCAGGGAUACAACAAGUGAAGCCUUUCUUACAAAUUGUAGAAUAUGUAUGUAGAAAUGAUUUCUUCAUGAUUUGUGUUAUCUAAAACUGAUUUAAUUUGUCUGGAUUUAAAUUUGAUAUUAGUUGGACUAUAGAAGACUAAAAGAAUUCAUUAUCAGGAAUGACUAACUAAUAAUGCAUCAAGCAAAAAAUUAUAACAAUUUCCGAAAUUAAUUAGUUAAUUUUUCUUUUGUUUUAGGCUCAAAAACAACAACAGAUCAAACAGCACUUGUCCCAGCAGGCUUCAGCCCAGGUAAGUGUUUUGAAUAUUUUAUAUACAAUUUCUAAUUUAUCACUAAGUUAGGUGGAAGGAAUCCAUUAUUUCAUUUUUACUACAGGUGAAUCUAUCAUUGGUGUUACCAACUGAUGUUGUAACUGUCAAAGUUUAAAUUAAAUGUUUGAAACUAAAUUGUUUUUUGCAUUAAGCCAUGAAUGGGCUUAAGUCUAAUGUUUCCCUGUGUCUUCUAGAGGCUCAUCGGUGGAUCCAUUCAACCAAAGCAGACAUCACAGCAACAGCUGAAACUAAUUCUACAACAACCUCUCAUCAAUACCAAUGCAAACAACACUAACAUUCGUCAGCAGCCCAGCCAGAUUCAGACUGUAGCUCCACAAGUCCAAGUCAUUCAGCAGCAUCCACAGAUCAAUAUUCAGCAGCUUCAGCAGGUAUCUCCCAUUUUAUAACUUUUUAAAAAUUAAUUAUUGAAUUAUAAUUGGAACAUUUCAUUCCUAAUAAUUUGCAGCAAAUAAAAAAACACAAAAGACUUCAUUUCAAGAAGUCAAAUUGUUAAAUGUCUCCCAUUAUUUUACUUUAAAAAUGCAUUUUCUUAUUUCGCUUUAAAGCUGCUGCAGCAUGUUGCCAAAGCAAAUCAGCCGACUGAACAGCAAAGCAACAGCACCAAUGUAAUAACCUUGAGUUCAACACCCACAUUAAGCACUGUCACCACAUCACCAUUCCAAACACUUGUUACAGAUGGUGGCAAUACUAUUGUUACUACUAGUAUUCCUGUUCAGGUAGUCAGAUUUUGUUCUUUCUCUGUUUUUUGUUUUGUUUUAUUUCGCAGGAUUAGUCAGUUUUUGUUAACAAAGAAUUCGCUGAAAUGAUAAUUAGUUGGGCUCCACCAAUCCAAAUACCUGUGUCUUAUCUAGAUACCUUUUAUUAUUAAGAAAUCGUUAAAGCCAGUUAAUUAAAUGCUUGAAUGUUACUUUAUGCCACACAAUUUCAACACAAACAUGUUUGGAUGUUUACAACAUACAACACAAUUUCAACACAAACGGCAUAUAAUAAUUUUACUCUCAUAUGAUGGCAUUGUUCUCAAAGGCAAACAAUUUUUCUUAUACUUUCAGGUAUUUGAUGGAGAUAAAAUGCCAAUAAAUCGCUUAACAAGUGCACCAAAAAUGAAAUGUAAAGGAGAGAAGCGUACUGCCCAUAAUGCCAUUGAAAAGCGUUACCGCCUUAGCAUCAAUGAUAAGAUUGUUGAGCUUAAAAAUCUUGUUGCUGGAGUUGAAGCAAAGGUAUAAAAUAAAAUUUGCUUGAUAAAAAUGUUAACAGAUAUAACCAAUAUUUAUUUUUGUCUCAAGAAAUUUACCCCUGUUAAAAUUUCUUGCAGUUGAACAAAUCUGCUAUUCUGCGUAAAGCCAUAGACAUGAUCAGACAUCUGCAGAGAGAUAAUAAGAGAUUGAAACAGGAGAAUCUCAGUCUUAAAAUGAUUAUCAACAAAACAAGUAAGAUUUUUAUUUUUUAAUUGAUAGCAAAGUAUCUUUUUUUUAAAAAUGUGUUAAAUCACUAAAUUUGCAUGACAAAUUAAAUAAAUGGAUAAUCAUGUGAAGCAUUAAGCAUUUUAUUACAUGUUUUCAGAUCCACAAGAGCUACUUUUACUAAAUGAAAGUGCAUCACUUGAUGCAGACACCUCAGCCAUGACACCACCUUAUUCUGACAACUCAUCUGGAGCAAACAGCCCCAGUCCUUCUGAAAAUGACUGCUCUAAUCCCAACAGCCCUGGCAGUGACGACAUGAUCAGUGAGUAUAAAGCUAGUGGUGGAAAGAAGUAAAUCAUCUAAUGAACUAGCCAAGACAUUUACAGAUGGGUUUUUUUUUUAAAAUUUAAACUAUUUUUUUUCUUUUAGUUUAAGUUUUUUUUAUAUAAUGAGAAGUGGGGUAUUAAAAAGAAAAAGCAGAUGUCUUUUUUACAAUUUCUAAUAUGGGGUCAACAUAGAUAAUUCAAUAAAGAAAAUACAAAACUAACUGGAAUGAACACUAAAUGGUGCAGUGUAAAGCAGUAUGGGUAGGCAUUUUAUACAUGUAUUACAUACAGGUAAUAAUUAUGAUUUACUUAUUAUAAAAUUAAUAUUUCAGCUGAUGACAUUAUAUAUUCUGGGCAAUCUGGUAUGCUGGAUAGAUCACGGAUCUUUCUGUGCAUGUUUAUGUUUGGCGUUCUCAUUUUCAAUCCCUUCAACUAUUUCUUCAACUCUAAUGCACCAUUGGGUGCAGACUCUGGAUCUCAUCAUUCUAGAACUCUCCUUGCAGCUGGUAAGACUCAUUGUGUGAUGUUAUUAGUGUGCAAGGCUUACAGCCUGCCAGAAUUAGUAAUGUUAUUAACAUAACCAACAUGCAUUCCUAUAGUUGAUUUUAAAAAAUUAUUUUUCAGAAUCUGUUUCAAACUGGUAUGAUAGAAUAUAUCCAUCUCUCAUACUAUGGCUUCUUAAUGGCAUUUUGGUGAGCUUUGUCCUUGCGAAAGUUCUAAUAUUUGGAGAACCAGUUACCAAAAAAAAUAGUGAUGCUUCUGUGGCAUUCUGGAGGCACAAAAGGCAAGCAGACCUGGAUAUGUCAAGAGUAAGUUUUUUCCCCUCACAAAUCCUGAUAUUAAUAUUGAUUUAAACUUAAAUAAUAAUAUUUCACCCACUUGCACUAUCUAUUAUCCUAAUCAAAUGAGAUGUUUUUAAUUUUUCUAUUAUUACUAGGCAGACUACACAUCUGCAAGCAACCAGUUGCGUCAGUGCCUCUUAGCUCUUGGUCGACCAUUGCCAACCUCAAAAGUGGAUCUACUCUCUGGUGUUGGAUGGCAAAUCUUUAGGCAGUGCCUUAAUCGUCUUUAUCUUGGUAGAUGGCUGACAAGUCGGGCUGGAAGCCUAACAGGAAAUAACAGUGUUGAUGUCAAAGAAUCUGCAAGAGAUGCUGCAAAUGUCUUUCAUAUUUUAAAUCAACUACACUUGAGUGGUAUGAUUGAUUAUCAUGUUAAACUUAAUCCUAGACAAAUUAUCUCAGAUGUUUUCUAAUUUAGUAUUUCAAUUCAAUUUGCAAUUAAAGCCUUUAUUAGGCCCAAAUACCUAAAACCCUUGUUUGCAUAAUAUAUUUUUAGGUCACGUGAAAGGCAAUCGUCUAUGGGGGUUAAACUUAGCUUUGAGUGCUGUUAACAUUGGAGAAGCCGCAAAAGAUUCUUUGUUGAGAUUUGAACUUGCAAGAAUAUAUGCCACUGCUGCGUUACAAAUCAAAGCCUCGCUGCCUGAAGGUUUCCAAUUUGUUGCCGUAAGUCUAUUUUACUGCUUUUAAAUUAAAUUCAUUAUAUCUGUAACAUACAUAAGACUUUCCUUGACAAGUGUUCUAGAUUCCAUGAUAUUUACUUUUUGAAAGUGGGUUUCUCAACAGAGUUAAUGGAAAUUCUACUGAGAUUAACUAUUAAAAUGAUUUACCUUCAUCAAAAAUUAAUGCCACUGCAUCAGCUUUUUAGUAUACAAUCUCUAAUAAACUACCCUAUAAGUGUCUCAGCUAUUUCUAAGAUCUCACUACUAUAGUAAAAUGGAUUGUAUUUCAUUGUAGAUUUUGAAUCAACUUUGAUUUUAUAAAUGUUCAAAGUUUGUCUAUUAAUAUCUAAACAUUCAUUCUAAACUUAUACUGAUCCAUUUUAUUGUUAUUAUUGACAGAGAUAUUUCCUUAGCCGAGCGCGUCACAUUUGUAAAAAGAGUGGAGACCAGGUCCCUGCAAAUAUCCAGUGGCUGUGCCAUCCUGAAGGACAUCGAUUUUUUGUUGACAGUGUUAAGUUUGAGGGUACUGAAGACUCAAUUUUUUCAUCAAGGGGAACUGAAGGUACAAAUGUUAUUGAAAUAUCAGCUGAUUGCGUGCUCUACUUAAGAAGUUAUUUGAUAAAACAUGCAUUCAAGUAAUACACUUUAUAAAACGCACCAAUAAUGGUUAACUUCUGAGAAUUUUAUUUUGUGUAUUAAACACAUCUUUGCAGCCUUACAUACAUACAAAGAGAAAUAUUAUAUGUGAUAACUAGCACUGUUUUAUUUCUAGGUACAUGUUUAUACAGAAACAUUGAUUCUUUACUUUUACAGUUGAUCCUUUGGCUAGAGUGACACAAGCUUUUCGUGAACAUUUGCUGGAACAAGCUCUAUUUACUCUGGUCUCUCCCAAAGAUCCAUCUAAAAAAGGAAAACUGGGCGAACCACUUUUAUAUGCACAACUUCUGUCAGAAUGUUCCUGUUUAAGUUCUGGUACUCAAAGCACACAUCCAGAAAUGGCAGGAAUAGCAAAAGUUGGAGGUAUUUUUUGUCAUUGGUAUUUCACUUGGUUGAUUCUUUGUGUAGGUGAAGCAUAGUUCUUUGUCUUAGUUUUAUUUGCAUUCAGAUUUCAUUCCAAUAAUUUAUUUACAUAAAUUUUUUUUUACUGUUAAGAAUUAGAUGAAGUUGCAUUGUGGUGGUCUAACAUUGUGUCUGUGGCACAUCACUGGCUAACUGGGGAUGAUGAAAAUGCUUCAAGAAACUAUUCAGUCUUGGAUGUUUUCCCUAAAAAGUUGCAUGGAGUUGAGUAAGUUUGCUGCAUUAAGAGUAAUUCAUGUUACCACCUUAACAUCCAAAGAAAGAGAUGAACUUACUAGCAUAAUAUUUUAAAUAUUAUUUUCUUAAAAAUGAGAAUUUGUGAUAAUUUAUACAAUUUAUUCUUAGUGACCCACUUCCAAGAGCAGUGUACUUAGCAUACAAAGCCAGGAAAAAUGUUUUUGUACAGCCUGAUGCAAAGAACUUAAGGGCCUCUAUCAGACAGUGUGACAGAGCAGGAAGGCUCUUGAGAGAAAGUCUUAAACUUGCCUACACAGCAGAAAAUAUCACCAUUGUCAAAGUAAGAAGGAAAUUUGUACUAAUUUAAAAAAAGAAUAAUUCUUCACUCACCCCUUUAUUUGUAGUCCUAUCAACACAUUCCUUUUCAGAUGAUGUAGAUAUAGACAGGGUGUUGUCAUUGGUGCAUUGUAGUUGCAUUGCGUUAAUUUAUGAUGUGCAAUGCUUCUGCAGUGCAACCAUUGAUGCAGCCAAUUUCAACAAAUCAUCUUGAGGAUUUUCCAGAAAAGUCUCUUCUCAUAUUUUUUAAAUUAAAUUUACAUAUCAAAAAUUCUUUUUUCCAUACUUUGAUGUUGGUUUAAAUGUAACCACCAAUCUUACAAAAUUUCCAUUCUCUUUUCUUAAAAUGUCAACAAUUUUUUUAUAGAGCAGAUCAAAUGACAGCUUUGACCUAAACCUUUAGACUUAAGGGGGAAAAAAUGCUUUUUUUAAUACUGCACACAUUUUUGGUUACUGUAUGUAUGAAGCCAGUAGGAAUGAAGGAAUGUUGUUUGAGUGGCAAUGUUGUAAUGGAAGUAUGUUCAAAAUGAAAUUUUUUCUGCUAAAAAAUUUUUUUAAAAACUUUUUUUUAAAAUUUAUUUUUUUGAUAAAUCUUUUUAAGGAAAGAUUCAUUGGGAUAAUGAAAUUUUAGUAAUCCUGUAUGAAUAUUCCAUCAUUCAAAUUGGGUUUGUACAAAUUUCUGGAUUAGCAAAUUAUCAGUGUAAACAAGUGGUAGUUUGUUAAUCCAAAACAAAGAAAACCACAUACAAGAAUUUAAAAUAAAUUACUGGAAGCUGUGAAAAGUAGUAAUUGUAAUAAAUAUACAAUGAAGUGAACAUGAAAGAAAAUAUGGGCACAAUACUCCAGCUCAGACUUACUGUUUUAGUUGUUAAUUUAAAAUAACUUUUGCUAUCCAAGUUAAAUAAAUUUUUUCUCCAAGUGCAUCAUUAAGUUGAUCAACGUCUUAAAAUAUAAAUACUGAUCAAUUUAAUUUGUCAUAUUUAGUUGCACAUUUCUGUUGCUAAUUUUAUUCGAGAAAUGAAUUCCAUUUGUGGCAUAUUUUUCUUUGGAAGGGUGAGGGGAGAUUUGAAAAAGUAGAAUUUUGAAAUUUAAUACUUGUCUUUUGUUUCCGUUAAAGCAUACUUGGUUUGUUUUAUUUUUUUACCUUUAUAUUCCAAACUUGCCAUUUUUAAGAAUGUUUAAAAAUAAAAAAAUCUUGCUAAUCUUAAAAAACCUGCUUAUUCAUAGAAUAACCAAGUCAUGUGGUUUGAUGGCCACUAAAAAUCAUGGCAAAAAUACGCAGAUACCUAAAAUAUACACAAUUAAAAAAAUGUAAGUUUAACUUUUUAAUUUCUAUUUCGUUUAAAAAUAAAAAUUUUCAUGUAACUCAUUUUAAAAAUAACUUUCAAUUGCAGAGUAUUCAACUGCUCCUCUGUGACUGGCUUUUGACAACACGCACUGAUAUUUGGGAGAUUGAUAAUGAGGAGUGUAAUUCAAAAUCAGCCUCUCAAACAGAACUUAUUGCUUUUCAGCAAGAUUUGGGAAGUUUAAGAAAAUUAUCUCACAGCAUGAAAGCAGCAUUGCCAAAAGUGAGUCAAGUUAAUCUAAAAGAUAAAGAAUUUGCUAGAUUUGUUUUAAACUUGCAAUUUUUCAUCUCCAUGGCUUUUCAAAUAACAUGAGUGACUUCACCAAGGUUCAUUACACCAUUCAUGUCUUCUUUAAGGUUUUUCUUCAUGAGGCAACCUCAAGAAUAAUGGCAGGAGCCAGUCCUGGCCGCACACAACAGCUUUUAGAUCGAAGUAUAAGGCACAGAAAUAAACUUUUACAGUCAGAAAAAGGUAACAUUUUUUUUUUGUCUUAAACUAUGUUAGCACCCAUUUAACUGGAAAAUAAUCAGUAAUCAGCAAUUCUGUUAUAAAUUGGUCUUUACCUUAGUUCACCAGUUAUUUUUAUUUAUUUCUAUUUCCAUCAAAAUUUUACCCAAAUGUCGAAGCUACUAUGCAUUCUAUUUGUUUAGUUUUUAGUUGAUGCUAGCUCUGGUCUGGUUGACAUCACAGUUUUUACACAUUUGAAAUCGGUUAUAUUAACUUUUCUUUUACUCCCUGAUGAUAAAAUUUUAGCUCUAUUAUUGUGAUAGUGUGAUCAGUUAUGACAUAUUGCAAUAAAUUUCCUACAAUUAAUUAUAAAACACAUUUUCAAAGCACCUCAAUUUAAUUUCACAUAAGGUAAUCUUCUGCCUAUUAAUAAUUAAUCGUCAUUGGCAAAGUGGUUUGGUUGAGCUUUCAGUUAUCCACUCAUUUUCUUUUUGAUGGACAGUAAUUUAAACAACCCCACUGAAAGAUUUAAUCUUUUUUGCUACAAAAAUGUUAGGUGGCAAAAUUGUUUUAAGAAAAGCAUUCUAUUCUAUUAAGUUUGGGGUUGACUUGUUUGUACUUGGACACGUGACAUAUUCGAAAUAUAAUAAAAGCUUGAAGAUUAUAAAACUAUUUCCAUAUUUUUCCCCUUGCUAUCAACAGAUGAUUUUGAUGUUUUGCUGGAUAAUGAUUCCCAAGAGAGGGAAAGAGCAACAGCUCUGCUUAUGGCAGGUCGCCACUUGCCCACCAAUAUGACAGGGGGUUCCAGUGAAAGAAUAAAUCUUAUUAAAGAAGCUGGUCGCUUGUAUGAGGUCCUGGGAGACAAGAAAUCUGUUCAGUUGUGUAGGAAAGUCCUCUUGGAAAUUGAUGAAUCAAAGCAAAGCACUGAGGUUCCAGUGGCCGGAUGUUAAGUUUCAAAAGGCACAAAUCUUUGGCUGUAAAAAAAAUUUUAAAUGUGAAAAAGUGUGAUUGAUUGAUACGGUGUUAUCAUCGCUUUUAUACAAAUGUUGAGUUUUUAUUUUAAAUUAUUAAAAUGUAUGCACUAUAAAUUUGGUGAAAAAUAUUAUCUAUGUUAUAGUUAAUGGUAACUAUAAUUUUAUUGUUUAAUGAAACUAAAUAUAUUUUGAAACCACACAAAAAAUUUUUUAACAGAAAAAUUCCAUUUUUUUUUUUUUAAAUUACUUUUUCAUUGGUAUAAAUUAUAACUAUAAAUUAUUUUAGUAAACUUAAAAAAUAAUAGGGGAGUGAUUUUGAUGAUCACAAAAUAUAUAUUUAAAAUAUAUAGUUGACAUAAUUUUACAUUUAAUGAAUUUAUUGAGUACGGAGGACAGGAAAAUUGAUAUUUGUGUGAUUGGAUAUGUACCAGUACAAGAAAAGUCUGUUAUGAUUUAUAUUUUAUAUCCGUCAUUUCCCCCUAAUUUAAUGAAUGUAAUAAAACUGCUUUUCAAAUAGAU
Molecule: messenger RNA, 11096 nt
Organism: Lymnaea stagnalis (great pond snail)
Lineage: Eukaryota; Metazoa; Mollusca; Gastropoda; Lymnaeidae
Source: the annotation of a GenBank genome assembly